This is a messenger RNA of Giardia duodenalis, 945 nucleotides long. RefSeq lists its product as uncharacterized. Lineage: Eukaryota; Fornicata; Diplomonadida; Hexamitidae. The transcript has a single exon. The coding region runs from base 1 to 945 and encodes 314 amino acids. The record is from RefSeq and is a predicted model, not a curated record.
AUGGAUACGCUGUCAGCUUAUCUGCAUAACAAGGCCGUAUUUCUGCUUCCAGACUAUACGCCAUGUUCUCAGAACACUAGCAAAGGAGAUGCAAAGCUCGGUAAUCAGCCAGAUGACGAGCAACCUUGUCUUGAAAGCCCUGCCAAUAUACCCGUCAAUAGCUCAUCCUAUAUCCGAGGAAGUGUCAAUCUUCCGGAUAAGAUAAGCUCUGUCCUUCCAGAGCCAUCUCUUACGACCCAGUACUUGCCCACACCAAGCAAAACGGUCACUGAAUCUCAACAGAGCCUUGAGACCAAUGACGUUCCCCCGUCCUACGGGAACUUUUCAACGCAGCUCUUCAACUAUCCACUGAAGGUAAGCACAGUAACAGAAAGUCAGUCGGACGUGCCAGUCCGGCAGCCGACCACAUCGAUUCCACAGCCCUCAUCUGCUACGCAAGUUUCCACCCCAUCUGAUGACUACAUGACUCUAUUAUCUGAUCUGACUAACGUCUCCUUAGAAACAAAGAGCUCUAUCCUUCUAGACGAUACAUUUGAUAACAGGAUCACGCGGUCUGUUGGUGACUCCAGGGUCCAGACUACUAGGCAUCGACAUAAGGGAUCCCAGCAGCCUCCAGAGAGCAGAAGAGCAGCAAGAGUAGUGCCUGCAACGGAGUAUGGAUCUUCCCUCCCAGUAUCACAACUGGCUCUGUACCAGCAUCCAGGGUCGAUGCAUAUGGGGCAGAGACCAUAUAGUGGAUAUCUUGGAACAGCAGGACGACCCUCCCAAGUAGCUCUGUUUCAUGCAUCGCAAGAUGUAGUUGCUGAAGCGGACCGCAUCAUGACACUGAUGCACGCCAUUAAAGAUCGACUUGCAUCAGGAGCUGGUCCACAACAGGCACUUGAGCUCCACUACUACGAGCUUAGACAGAUGUACCUGGACCUGUUAGAGCAGGUCCUCCUUUGA